AUGACCGAUGCUCUGGCCGCCGCCUUCAUCUUCCUCACCCGUCCGUCUUCGUCACUCCUGUUGGGCUCUACGAGACCGCAGAGGCACGAAGAGACCUCGGAACCGCUUCUUGGUGUCGACGUCUUCCGAGCCUCGCUAGAAGGCGCGAUCACGGUCUGCCCACAUCUCAUCAACAACUGCAGCCAUUUAAACCUCUUCCGCCGUCCAGAACCUCGCCAGCGAGCUCGCCGUGGUAUUCUUCGCCGGAGCGCCAAUCCUCCGUGA
Miscanthus lutarioriparius is the source of this 264-nucleotide messenger RNA. The record is from the annotation of a GenBank genome assembly. NCBI's taxonomy places the organism in Eukaryota, Viridiplantae, Streptophyta, Magnoliopsida, Poales, Poaceae.